Messenger RNA from Pristis pectinata (smalltooth sawfish), 2246 nucleotides. RefSeq names its product adenosine kinase-like. Gene Ontology annotation, biological process: purine ribonucleoside salvage. Gene Ontology annotation, cellular component: nucleus; cytosol. Lineage: Eukaryota; Metazoa; Chordata; Chondrichthyes; Rhinopristiformes; Pristidae. Gene Ontology annotation, molecular function: adenosine kinase activity. The transcript has 11 exons. The record is from RefSeq and is a predicted model, not a curated record. The coding region runs from base 73 to 1188 and encodes 371 amino acids.
CGUCACCGGCUCCUCCCCCUGGCGGCGCGCGCACGUCACCGGCUUCUCUGAGCCCGCGGCGCGGCGAGAGCGAUGGCAGCAGAUGAGCCUCAGCCGGCGAAGAAGCCGAAACUGGAAGAUAAGCCCCUCAGACAAAAUGUACUUUUUGGGAUGGGAAACCCUCUUCUUGACAUAUGUGCUGUCGUGGACAAGGAUUUUCUUGACAAGUACGGAUUGAAGACAAAUGACCAGAUUCUGGCUGAUGAGAAACACAAGGAGCUGUUUGAUGAACUUGUGAAGAAGUUCAAGGUGGAGUACCAUGCAGGUGGUUCCACACAGAAUUCGGUCAAAGUAGCCCAGUGGAUGAUUCAGCAGCCCCAUAAAGUAGCAACGUUCUUUGGGUGCAUUGGAAGAGAUAAAUUUGGUGACAUCUUGAAGAAAAAAGCUGAAGAAGCGCACAUUGAUGCACAUUACUAUGAGCAAAGUGAACAGCCAACGGGCACUUGUGCUGCCUGCAUCACUGGAGACAACAGGUCAGCGAAUCCUUUCAAGAAACUUGGUUUAAGGUCUCUUAUCGCUAAUCUAGCAGCUGCAAAUUGUUACAAAAAGGAGAAGCACCUGGACCACAAGGAAAACUGGCAGCUGGUGGAAAAGGCCAAAGUGUAUUAUAUUGCCGGAUUCUUUAUUACAGUCUCAACAGAAUCCAUUCUGAAAGUGGCAUCACAUGUUUCUGAAAACAACAAGAUCUUGGGCCUAAAUCUAUCAGCGCCAUUCAUCUCACAGUUUUUCAAGGAGGACCUGAUGAAAAUUAUCCCCUAUGUUGACAUCCUGUUUGGAAAUGAGACGGAGGCUGCCACUUUUGCUAGAGAGCAAGGCUUUGAGACAGAAGAUAUUAAAGAAAUUGCCAAGAAAGCACAAUGUUUGCCAAAGGUGAACAAAAAGCGACAACGUAUCAUAGUUUUCACACAAGGCAAAGAUGAUACUAUUAUGGCCACAGCUGAUAAUGUGACUGCUUAUCCUGUCCUGGAUAUUAAACAAGAUGACAUUGUCGAUACAAAUGGAGCUGGUGAUGCCUUUGUUGGAGGUUUCUUGUCACAACUGCUCCAUGAUCAACCUCUUGAAGAAUGCAUCCGUGCUGGUCAUUAUGCAGCAAAUGUCAUUAUUAAGCGUUCUGGCUGCACGUUCCCAGAAACACCAGACUUUCAUUGAUCUUUCCUUUAAACAAAAAAUAUGGGAUCAAAAACCCCUUUGCCAAAUCUCAGAGCAGGGACAGCUGUCCAUUUAUAACUAAUAACCUCUCUCUCCUUUUCCUCCCUUGAAAACCCUGUAUUUAGCUUUUUAUUCAUUUUUGUUGGUCUUGUUACUAAGGUUCAUAUUUAGAAAACAAUUAAAAAAUAAAUAACAAGGUCUGAACAGAGUUUGAUCAAAUUGAUGAUCAAAAACUGUCAACUUCAAAGUUCAUUUCGUAAUUAUUGUUUACAUCCCUUAACGAAACCAUGAAGUGUUGAUUCUACUGGUGAAUGCUUGAGUAGUCAAUGUUAGCCACAUCGUGGUCAUUAUGGUAUUGGUGGUGGCUGAAACCAUGUGGUCAAAACUACACUGACCAUUUUAUUCAAAUCUUCAAAUUUUAAAACCUGUUUUUCUUCAGUUUGUUCUGACUGAAUUUUUAAUUCAGUCCAGAGUGGGAAUUGUAACAGAUCUCAAGUCAUGUUUGAAAGAGAUGAAUUGGAUUAUCCUGAAAUGGUUUCUGUUUAGCAGAUUACCUCAGUACUUUGUUUUUGAGCUUGUUCAGAAAAGCAAACUUAUGUAGCAAGAAUAAAAUAAAGUGAGUUAUAGAAAUAUUUAUGAAGGCAAACCUUACACUGAAAUACCAAAUCUUCUGCAAAUGCAGAGUUUUUAAAGUCCUUACGCUCUAUAGUUGUUUGGAUUCCUGUGAUAGUCUUGAAAGACAAACAACUACACACUGUUGAGAUGAGAGCCUUCUUUAUAAUUUGAUAUCUACAAUAAACAAGGAUGAUUCUCAUAAAUGCUUUCUAGUCUUUCUUGUAUUUUUCUUAUAAGGGACUGAAGUAAUUAUAUGUUUGUUGGAUUUUAUUUGAAAUGGUAUCCAAGUUCGAUCGUUUCACAAGUGAAGUAUUUUACAGUUUUCAUUGUGCUGUGGGUAAUUAUUGGCCAAUGUCCAAAGGCAAUUUUCAUCAUCUUCAAGUUAGCUUUCCUAACCUAGUGUACAUUCUCUGUUAUGGUCAAAGCUUAAAAAAUCUUAAUAA